This is a messenger RNA of Pipistrellus nathusii (Nathusius's pipistrelle), 288 nucleotides long. NCBI's taxonomy places the organism in Eukaryota, Metazoa, Chordata, Mammalia, Chiroptera, Vespertilionidae. The record is from the annotation of a GenBank genome assembly.
AUGCAAAUAUGGUUUGAAAAGCCGGCGGGAAAUCUGAGUUUCGCGGGAGGACCUUGGCGCGUAAACCGUAUCCCUUCAUUCAUUGUCAGCAGCAGCUUCCUGGAGCCAUUUUUCAGCUGCCGGCCGCAGCAACCGGGCUGCCGCCGCCGCGUUGCAAUCCGUUGCAUCGGCCGCCCCCGACGCCUCCAUCCUCCCUCGGGGCCCGAUAUCCGUGCGGCCGGGACCCUCUUCUCUCCAGAGCCCCGAUUAUUUUUGGCCCCGGGGGCCCGUGCGGUGCCGAAAAAAUAA